AUGGCACCGGACUUGAAUUCCCUGCCACCCUCGCGGUCUUCCUCGACCUCGUCAUCGCUGCCCCAUCGCCAUACUUCCACCAUCUCUCCCGGCACCACGACUCCAUCGCAAGCCGGUCCUCAUUCGACGGCCACGCCCAGGCGCACUUCCCGAGGCUCCAGCAUCGGUCGCCUGUCCGUUUCAGAGCGACGCCGAUCUGCUGCUGGUAUGCAUCUCAAUCUGAACGAUCCGCCCACUGCAGCCUCCAACGUGGGAGACGGACCGUGGUCUGAGCAUCGCAGCUCCAUGGGCUACGCAUUUCGCACAGCGAGCCCGAUCAGCCACGGAGGUAGUCCUAUCUUUGCAACUGCCGAUCCGCAUCACCAGCGCGCUCCAUCUCUGGGAGAGCUUCAUCAGGAACUGGAGCAGGAACAGGAAGCUCAAGUGGUAAGUUGGAGCGCAAUCUUCAAUGCCCGCACUUUUGCGUACACGCGCACUCUCUUGGACCCGCCAGAGGAACAUCGGUUGGGGCGAAGCUCCAUCUUUUUGAGUGCAUGCAUGGCUAACCAAGGCUUUUUUUCGGGUGCAAAGAACCGCCUGCUCCAGAUGAUCCGUAGCCAGCAAGCCCAGCUCCAGCAGUACCAGCAACAGAACCAGCAUUCUCAGUCGGCCGCUUCGGGCACCGCAGUCAUCGACGAUGCGCCUACUCCGGCAUCCGAGCGUUCCUUCAGCUUCUCGCCCGCCGGUCAUCCAUCGGCCGCUGCGUCCACCCACCGGUUCUCGCUUUCGUCUCUGUCCAACCGUCGACCCUCCCGGUCGACCAGUCAAGCUACUUCACCAAACAUUCUUCCCCGAGAGCCAUCCCGGGCCGUGGAGGGGAUGGAGGCGUUCCCGAUUCUCAGAGAUAACACUUCUCGACGCGGCAGUCGGGAUGAGAGUGCGUUUCAUCAGGCCGAAGCUGCGAUGCUUAAUCGAGAGAAUCAAAUGCUGCGACAACGCAUCCGCGAGCUAGGUGAGUCACGGAAAAGAAAAAUUGGAUUCGACUUGCGUCUUGGAACCAGCCAAGAUGAAGACGAAUCAGUCCGAUUUCCUCAGCUAACACCCGACUUCUUCUUCUUCGCAGAGCGACAAAUCAGCGAACUGACCGUCGCCUCGGCUUCUGCACCACCUGCUCCUACCCGGCCAGCGCGACCUCGACCUCGGAGCGUGAAGAUGGCCAGGCAGGGGGUGCGCCGGAUACGCGUGCCAGUGACGCCAAGGACUGAAUAG
Penicillium oxalicum is the source of this 1248-nucleotide messenger RNA. RefSeq lists its product as uncharacterized. The coding region runs from base 1 to 1248 and encodes 415 amino acids. The transcript has a single exon. The record is from RefSeq and is a predicted model, not a curated record. NCBI's taxonomy places the organism in Eukaryota, Fungi, Ascomycota, Eurotiomycetes, Eurotiales, Aspergillaceae.